Molecule: messenger RNA, 636 nt
Organism: Malus domestica (apple)
Lineage: Eukaryota; Viridiplantae; Streptophyta; Magnoliopsida; Rosales; Rosaceae
Source: RefSeq, a predicted model, not a curated record
AUGACUGAGGAUUUUGAUAGUCCAAUGCCGAUGAAACCAGGUGGGUUGAACCACAAUGCGCGCGAUAGGAGUGGUUAUGUUCAUUCGGUGCUAAACCCAGUUGAGAAUCUUACACAAUGGAAAGCUGUCAAAGCCAAAGGGACACCACUGAUGAAACCUCAGAAAGAGAAUUUCACACAAGAUCAAGAACCCCGGAUUUCGUUCAGUUCAGAGCCAAGUUUGAGCUUUAAAACAAAAGCUGAUCAAGACAAGAAGCAAUCAAAGAAUCCCAACCAAGAAUUGGCAGUUGAUGCUAGCCUCUCGAACUGGUUGGUUUCAUCAGAACAUACGCCAGUUAACAAGGCCAGCACAACUGCUUUAGACACCUUCACGCCUGAGAAAAGCACUUCCCAUGGAUCAAACUCAGCAAGAAGCCAUCAAGAUAGACCAAUUUUAGGUGCAUUAACUGUUGAAGAGCUCAGACAAUUUCCAGCCUCAUCUUCACCAAGGAAGUCACCGAGUAGAAGCCCUGACGAGAUGGCCAUAAUAGGGUCUGUUGGAACAUACUGGAAUCACAGAGCUCCUCCUCCCGCUGCUAAGAGUUUGGGUGCCUCAUCUUUCAAAGGAAUACCAAACUCAACCAGCAAAUACAGAUAG